Canis lupus familiaris (dog) is the source of this 3620-nucleotide messenger RNA. RefSeq names its product lamin B receptor (gene LBR). Gene Ontology annotation, biological process: sterol biosynthetic process. Lineage: Eukaryota; Metazoa; Chordata; Mammalia; Carnivora; Canidae. The transcript is spliced from 13 exons. Gene Ontology annotation, molecular function: oxidoreductase activity, acting on the CH-CH group of donors, NAD or NADP as acceptor. Gene Ontology annotation, cellular component: nuclear inner membrane. The record is from RefSeq and is a predicted model, not a curated record. The coding region runs from base 1 to 1857 and encodes 618 amino acids.
AUGCCGAGUAGGAAAUUCGCUGAUGGCGAGGUGGUGAGAGGUCGGUGGCCGGGGAGUUCGCUUUACUACGAAGUGGAAAUUCUGAGCCAUGACAGCCACUCGCAGCUCUACACCGUACAGUACAAAGAUGGCACUGAGCUUGAGCUGAAGGAGAAUGAUAUCAAGCCUUUAACUUCCUUCAGACAAAGGAAAAGUGGCUCAACUUCCAGUUCUCCCUCCAGACGCCGAGGGAGUAGGUCCAGAUCGCGCUCCCGAUCCCCGGGUCGACCACCGAGAAGUUCCCGCCGAUCUGCCUCCGCUUCGCACCAGGCCGACAUGAAGGAAAUGAGGAAGGAGGUGCUUGAAGUGAAGCUGACCCCGUUGGUGCUGAAGCCUUUUGGGAACAGCAUCAGCAGAUACAAUGGGGAGCCCGAGCACACAGAGAGGGAUGGCAUGCUUCACAGAAAUGCUGAGGAAAAAUUCCAUUUGUCGGAAGAAAUUAGGUCCAUGUCUACACAGUAUAGCCUUCGUCCAAGAAGAGAGGAGAUCAAAUUAAAAGACAUAGAUUCUAAGGAAGAAAACAUUGUUCCAACAAAAGGAUCUACAUUACUGAAAACCUCUGAAGUGCUGGGCACACAGCCCAAGAGCCUGGAGUUUGGUGGAGUCCCUGGUGUGUUUCUCAUCAUGCUUGGCCUGCCCACCUUCCUCUUCCUGUUGCUAUUGCUGUGCAAAGAGAAGGAGCCCAGUCUCCUGAAUUUCCCGCCUCCUAUGCCAGCUUUGUCUGAGUUGUGGGACACCAGAGCGUUUGCGAUCUACUUCUUCUGGUUUUCCCUUCAGGCUCUGUUCUACAUAUUGCCAAUUGGGAAGGUUGUGGAAGGAAUGCCUCUUGCUGAUGGAAGAAGACUCAAGUAUAGAUUGAAUGGGUUCUACGCCUUCCUGUUGACCUGCGUGGCCGUUGGGGCGGCUCUGUGCCGGGGUGUGGAGCUGCACUACGUGUACCACCACUUCUUGCCGCUGGCGCUGGCCGCUGCCACCUUCGCCAUGGCCCUGAGCACCUACCUGGCCGUGCGGGCUGCAUGGGCACCCCCGGCCGCCCUGGCCCCCGCCAGCUCUGGAAAUGCCAUCUAUGACUUCUUCAUUGGCCGUGAACUAAAUCCUCGGAUUGGUACUUUUGAUCUCAAAUACUUUUGUGAACUGCGCCCUGGAUUGAUUGGAUGGGUGGUUGUGAACUUGGUGAUGCUUUUGGCUGAGAUGAAGCUACAGCAUCGAGCUGCUCCAUCCUUAGCGAUGAUUUUGGUUAACAGUUUCCAGCUCUUGUACGUGGUGGACGCUCUCUGGAAUGAGGAAGCAUUGUUGACAACCAUGGACAUCACCCACGAUGGGUUUGGAUUCAUGCUGGCUUUUGGAGACCUAGUGUGGGUUCCGUUUAUCUACAGCUUUCAAGCCUUUUAUCUCGUCAACCAUCCAAAUGAAGUGUCUUGGCCCAUGGCUUCCCUGAUCAUCGCUCUGAAACUUUGUGGAUAUGUAAUCUUCCGAUGUGCAAAUUCUCAGAAAAACGCAUUCCGGAAAAAUCCCACUGAUCCGAAGCUUGCACAUUUAAAAACCAUCCAUACUUCAACAGGGAAAAAUCUUCUAGUUAGUGGAUGGUGGGGCUUCGUUCGCCACCCCAAUUACUUGGGUGAUCUCAUCAUGGCCCUGGCGUGGUCCCUCCCCUGUGGUUUUAAGCACGUCCUGCCAUAUUUUUACGUGAUCUACUUCACCGUGCUGCUGGUGCACCGGGAAGCGCGUGAUGAGCGCCACUGUCGGAAGAAGUACGGCCUGGCCUGGGAGAAGUACUGCCAGCGGGUGCCCUACCGCAUCUUCCCCUACGUGUACUAGUCACUCCGGCCCCACGCAGCACUGGAUGCUCCCGCAGCUCUGGCUUCCACCUGCAGAAACUAGGAAACAUUCUAGAACCAGUCUUCAUUGUUGCACUGACAGGAUCUUAUUUUUCUUUUCGGGUCAGGACUAUGGAGCCAAGUGGUCUUUUAACGUAGCCAUGUUUAUUAUUAUUAAAUCACAACAACAUAAGGAAAAAUGUCAAGGUGUUAGAAUUGGCUUUCUGGUGGGAAGAAAAUCCCACCUUAAAAAUCCUUAAAAAUCUGAAAACAAAAGUCUUGUAAUUGCACUGAAAAGAAUACCAUAGAUGUCUGUGAGUUUGAUGAAUUUUCAAAUUAUGAUUGUGUCGGUGUUACUGAAAUGAAACCAGAAAUCAGCUGUUACUUUUGAAGCACAUUUCUGUCUUGUUACCUUCAGAGAAGACAAUUUUUAUCCAUUUCCUUUUGAAUUGAGUCAUUUCCUAGUUCUGUGAUUGGAAAGCACACAGAGGCCCUGCAUGAACCACCCUCCAUAAAGAGGGAUCAUUCGCAGCCACUGAUGCAGGAGACCGCCAGGAGCAGUUUGCUUACCCCCAGCUUCCAGAACUGCAUUUGAAAAUGUAAAUACAUAGCUUUUUAUGUAAUAUAUGGUGACUUCAGAUUUUUCUGUACAGUAUUUUGAAUGUGAAAUAAUUGUCAGGACGAAAUAUCUCUUUAACAAAAACAUUUGCAGUAUUUUAUAUUAAGUUUUAUGAAGUGAUACAUGUCAAUUAAAAAUCGCAAAACCAUUAGAAUUCAUUUAACGUUGUAUAAAAGAUGCUGUUAAAACAUAGGAAGGAUAUUUUCUUAAUCCAAAGUUUGUGAAUUUGGCUUCGCUACCUCAAUUGCAGGUGUUCGUUUGCCUUUAUAAACUGUUGCAGAUAGAAAAAAAUAGAAUAAAUAUAUAUUUUUGCAGUAACAUCACUAUUUAAACAUUUUUACACAGAUUGGUAUUUGAAAACUUGCCAUUUCAGGCUAAUAUUUUUGUAUGUUUUUGACUUUAAAAAAAUAAAACCGUGGUUUUGCUACUGUUGGGAUCAUGCUAUUCAUACUGUAUUUUGUACAUUCCUUAUAGUCACAAAACGCUACUCCCUGUAAAAGAGGGUGGUGUUUAUUGUUAGGAGUCUGUUCAUCUAAAAAUAAGAGUUCAAAAUCAUUUCUCUAUUUUAGUUUAAUAGAGGUGUGUAGGGUAGCUGUAGCUAUUAAAUUCUAGUUGAUACAGUCUCAGUAUUAAUUGUCCUAGAAUGGAACAGUAGCAAACUCACUAAAAUUUUAUAUUUCAAUUGUUCUCAGUAUCUUAAAUAUAGGGGAAUCUAGAGUGUAUACGUUUGGGUUUUUAAUGAUGCAUUUUCCACACGCGACAUUUACAUGUGUCGACUGGUCCUGCUCAGCCACUGGAAGGUGUGUGAUCACGAAGUUGGCUUGCUCUGGCAUCCUACGUCCUGUGGUAUUGAAAUCUUGUUUUGGGGGAAGUUGUGUUUUCUUCACCCUGAUGGAAGCAGGAGUUUUUUAUUAUGCUUUGCUCAGUGUCGGAAAGAGCGUGCCAGCGUGUUCUGUACUUGACUGAGGAAGCUGUAGGGGAGGAAGAAGGACUCAGUCUCCAGUAAUGAAAAGAGAGCCCUUACCACCAUAGAGCUGUCUUUCUGGAUAUCAGCUACGAUUUUUGGUUCAUUUUGUUUUUUGACGCAUUUGACAAGUGUAAUGAUGAAGUUUUAAGUUGGAAAUAAAAAAGAUGUUCUUUGCAUA